This is a messenger RNA of Botrytis cinerea B05.10, 1237 nucleotides long. RefSeq lists its product as hypothetical. Gene Ontology annotation, biological process: protein deubiquitination; proteasome-mediated ubiquitin-dependent protein catabolic process. Bases 110 to 1114 code for a protein of 334 amino acids. The transcript has 3 exons. The record is from RefSeq and is a predicted model, not a curated record. Gene Ontology annotation, cellular component: proteasome regulatory particle, lid subcomplex. NCBI's taxonomy places the organism in Eukaryota, Fungi, Ascomycota, Leotiomycetes, Helotiales, Sclerotiniaceae. Gene Ontology annotation, molecular function: protein binding; proteasome binding; metallopeptidase activity.
GGAGCUACACAACACCAUUUAAUAUUUUGACACUUUUCGCCUUCAACCUCAUCAUCCAGUUUUCUCGAGAUACCCUUCUUUUACUUACCCAUAGAUCAAUCAAAUAGCAAUGGAUAGACUGAAUCAGCUGUUGGCCAGUGGCGGACCCAUGGCUGGGGGAAGUCCAGGUGGAGGUGAUAACCCAGGCUUGAUCGAUAACUCCGAAACUGUAUAUAUCUCUUCGUUGGCACUACUCAAGAUGUUGCGACAUGGCAGAGCUGGUGUACCCAUGGAAGUCAUGGGUUUAAUGUUGGGAGAGUUCGUGGAUGACUUCACAGUUCGAGUUGUGGAUGUAUUUGCUAUGCCGCAAAGUGGUACAGGUGUCAGUGUCGAGGCAGUAGACCCAGUAUUCCAAACAAAAAUGAUGGAUAUGUUGAGACAGACAGGACGGCCAGAAACCGUUGUUGGCUGGUACCAUUCGCAUCCCGGUUUUGGCUGCUGGCUAUCAUCCGUCGAUAUCAACACUCAACAAUCAUUCGAGCAAUUGACACCUCGAGCUGUUGCAGUUGUUGUUGAUCCUAUUCAAUCCGUGAAGGGAAAGGUCGUUAUUGAUGCUUUCCGUCUCAUCAACCCACAAUCACUUAUGCUCGGCCAAGAACCUCGACAGAGUACAUCUAAUUUGGGACAUCUCAACAAACCUUCCAUCCAAGCGCUUAUUCACGGUCUCAAUAGGCAUUACUACAGCAUAGGAAUCGACUAUCGCAAGAAUGCCUUAGAAGAGAGCAUGUUACUGAAUUUGCACAAGCAUGUAUGGACCGAAGGUCUGCAGAUGGACGAUUUCAGAGUCGAGGGAACUCGUAAUACCGAGCGAUUACAAAAGCUAGUUGGACUUGCUGAAGGCUAUGAGAAGCGUGUCAAGGAAGAGACCGAGAUGACAAAAGAUCAAUUGAAGACUAGAUAUGUUGGAAAGGUUGAUCCAAAGAAACACUUGGAGGAUGUUGGCCAAAAGCUUAUCGAAGAUAACAUUGUUUCGGUCUCGAGACAGAUGAUUGAUAAAGAGGCCUCUGCGCCAAAGGAAAAGAACGGAGCAAACGGCCACGCACCACAGGACAUGGAUGUUGACGAAGAAUUGUAACGAUUUCCCUAUGAUACUGUAUAAUAGGCGUUUGGCUGCUAGUUAGAGCUUAGCAUAAAAAUCUCUACAAUGACAUAGUUGGUCUGGAGGUGGAGUUAAUGCAAGCUUGGUCCUGGUCCUCUA